Rotaria sp. Silwood2 is the source of this 297-nucleotide messenger RNA. Lineage: Eukaryota; Metazoa; Rotifera; Eurotatoria; Philodinida; Philodinidae. The record is from the annotation of a GenBank genome assembly.
AUGAACCCAUCAGGAGGAGUAAUAGGAACUUCACAAACAUUAACAGGAUUGUCACCAUCUUAUCAAUAUUCUCCAGUAAAACGAAUGCAUAGUACACCAUCUUCAUCAUCAUUAUCAAUAAUGGAUUUACGUGAAUUAACAAAUACACUUCAAGAAUUAAAUAAUAAUUUUAAGCAAAAUAUUAAUAUUCUUACAGAAAUUAAAGAUUAUAUAAUUAAAGUAUGUGAAAAACAAGAUGCAAGACCAGUUGAGGAUAAAUCAGGUGUAGAUAAACUCGAAAGGGAACCGUUUAAUUAA